GGAGCUCCGGAGCACUGAACUGAACCGAGUCGAGCCGAGCAGAGCCGAGCCGCCAUCCCGCCAGUGAUGGCCGGCAGCUUGCAGGACUGACGCGUCCCUGAGAGUAGACCUGAUCCACGUCCCCCUUCAGCGCCAUGGAGCGCUCCGGCAGCAUCCAGCUGGACAUUCCGGACUUCAGUAAUUCGGUUCUGUCCCACCUGAACCAGCUGCGGGUCCAAGGGCGCUUGUGUGACAUCGUGGUCCACGUUCAGGGUCAGAGCUUCCGCGCCCACAAGGUGGUCCUCGCCGCCAGCUCGCCGUACUUCCGGGACCACAUGUCCCUGAGCCAGAUGAGCACGGUGUCGCUGACGGUGAUCCGGAACCCGUCCGUGUUCGAGCAGCUGCUGGGGUUCUGCUACACGGGUCGCCUGAGCCUGCAGCUGUGCGACAUCAUCAGCUACCUGACGGCCGCCAGCUUCCUGCAGAUGCAGGACGUCAUCGACCGCUGCACGCACAUCCUGGAAGGAAUCCACCUCAAGAUAAGCCUGGUCGACCCGGACCACCGGCCCACGGACCAGGAGGGGGUGCCGCCGCCACGCCCCCGCACUUUGGAGGCUCCGGUCAGAGGAGCCCAUCAUCCGUUACCGCUCAGCUCCAGCGUGGACGCGGCCAGCCCCGGCGAGGAGACGCUCAGCCCGACGUCGGGACCUUGCGGGCCGGAGCAACCCGGCGUCUCGGUCAACCGGGCGGCCAAAGAACCCAUCCUCCGCAUCAACCGGGCGGGCCAGUGGUACGUGGAAGCCGGCAGCGAGGCGGACGAGAGCUCCUCCGUAGACGGCAUCACCAUCAAGACGGAGCGGACGGAGCAGUGGAUCGGGACGGGGCGCGAGCGGGAGGAGGCGGGCCUGUCCGAGGCAGGCGGCGCCAUGCUGAUCGACGUGUCGGGACAGGGUACAACGGCGCCGGGAACGCCGGGAGCCUGCGGGGCACGACCGUCCAGCAGCCUCGGCGACGCUGACAGGUUCAGCCCCACGGGGAGCGUCCUGGUCCUCGCCGACCACCAAAGAGCGAAGAGCGAAUCCCCGAGCCGGACCGACGACCCGGGACACGCCAGCUCCCAGGGGGAGGAGCCGGCGGCCUACGAGGACUACGUGAGGGAUCAGGCGGGCGACCGCUGGUUCCGCUACAACCCGCGGCUGACGUGCAUCUACUGCUGCAAGUCCUUCAACCAGAAAGGCAGCCUGGACCGCCACAUGCGCCUGCACAUGGGCAUCACGCCCUUCGUGUGCCGCCUGUGCGGGAAGAAGUACACGCGCAAGGACCAGCUGGAGUACCACAUCCGCAAGCACACGGGCAACAAGCCCUUCACGUGCCGCCUCUGCGCCAAGAGCUUCCCCUUCCAGGCCAUCCUCAACCAGCACCUGCGCAAGAACCACCCGGGCCACGACACCCACAGCGCCUCGCCGGAGACCACCACCGCCUCCCUCACGUCCAGGGGCGGCCCCGGCGACGACGCCUCCCCCGGGCAGGAGGAGCCCGAAGCGGGCGGCGGAGGCGGAGCGGCGUACAACGACGGCCCCCACCCGUCGGUCACCACCACGGGGCCCGACUGAUACGGCGCCCUCUCGUUUACCCUCCCCCCUGCCCUCCACGCCACCUCAGCCAAUCACGUCCUUCCUCUCUGCCUCCUGACAAUCAGCCGGCCCGGUGCGGCGACCUCAUCACACCGCAAGAUUUUUAGCGAGAUUCGACGUCCAAACUCCGGGCACACUCUGCCGGAGCCGGUUUGGGUCUUUUGAGCGGUCCAACCGAUCGUUGAGUUCGGGUCUCAACGGACAAACCUCAGAUAAGCUAAGCAGCUCAGUUACCUCUCGUCAGCACGCAAUACACCACCGGGGGGCGCUCCAUCCUCACCAGUUUCCUCAGUCGCCCGUUCAAACUUCCUGGAUCAGGAAUGAAAGCAAAGAGGCGACAUUUUAAUCACUCAAAGAUUGCUUCUUCUUUUUGUUUUUGUUUUUUUAACUCGUGUACUAACCGCGCUUAAAUAAAAACUAGUUUCCUCGCGAUCAAAGCGGCGACGCCAGGUCCGGGUUAGGUUUUGCCACCUCAGGAGGAAGAGAUGAUGCAGUGUUAUCUGCUCCCAGAUACUACCGUCAUGCUUCAGUCCCUCGCAGGAUUCUCACAGGAAUGAGGCAAAAAAAAAGAAGAAAAUAGGACCUCAGGAACUGUGGCGUAACGGACAAAAUACUCCUGAGCUUUGACCAACCGGUGCGCCUCUGCUCCACCAGAGGUCAAAGGUCGCCCGCCAAACAACUCGAGCACUUGAUCAUGAAAAAAAAAAAAAAAAGUGUCGACUUGCGUGUGAACCACUUUUUUUUUUUUAUGCAAGGGCGGGACUCGCCGUCUCCGCCAGGUGGACC
Messenger RNA from Nerophis lumbriciformis (worm pipefish), 2399 nucleotides. It is a transcript of the gene zbtb37, whose product is annotated as zinc finger and BTB domain containing 37. Lineage: Eukaryota; Metazoa; Chordata; Actinopteri; Syngnathiformes; Syngnathidae. The record is from RefSeq and is a predicted model, not a curated record. Gene Ontology annotation, biological process: regulation of transcription by RNA polymerase II. Gene Ontology annotation, molecular function: DNA-binding transcription factor activity, RNA polymerase II-specific; RNA polymerase II cis-regulatory region sequence-specific DNA binding; protein binding.